AUGUCAGGUGUCAGCGCCAAAGAGGCUCAGGCCUACCUCAUCGACCCUCUCAAUGCUCCCGAGCCAUCACAAGAGACUGGCCCGGGUACGCACUUUUACCCUCCUGGGGUCACGGCCACCAAGACUGCAUCUCCUACGGCAUCGCCCUCUUCUCCAGCGUCGUCCAAGAACCCUUUCCGCGACUCUAUGGGCGGAAAGGGUGGUGUUCAGACACAUGUCCGCCAUUCCAGCAGAAGCUCGACCGGCAGCAACUCCAAAUUUCCAGACUAUCAGGAGGGCCCUUCUUCUCCCCACCGUCGCAACUUCAGCGGUGACCAUCUGAUGGGCGAGCCAUCUGGCAGCCGUCCUCGUAGAACCAGCUCGCUUAGUCAACGCUAUGCUGGAGACAUGUCCAAUCAGCCUCUGAACAUGCUUAGAAAGGACAGCAAGAAGGCAUAUCGCGCUCCCCACCUCAACAAGCGUCACAUUCCCGGCGCUGACACGAUCGACCGCCUCGACCCAACCCCCAACAAGCUUCCCUACCAUCACGAGGGCCCCUAUGAUGCUGCUCUGCUAGCCCGUAACACCAGCUACAAGUCCAGCCCUAUCGCCGCCUUGGAGGACUCUAACAGAGAAGCACUGAAGGCCACCCCUGCUGAGAAGAUCAAGGAUGCUCUCGAGAAACACAAGCCUCUUGAUGGCGUUGCUGUCGUUCCUCCCGGUCAACGUGACCAGCUUGGUCGUGUCUACAACUACGAAGAGGGAACUGACAUGAUGCGUGAGGGUAACCCUGAGGGUGGUGCUUACAAGCAAUGGCCUGGAGAAGUCAGUUCUCCAUAUAACAUCGAAUCCUCAUCAUUCACUGACCUUUUCACANNGGAAUAUAGCAAAGACGAUCUCAAGGGCAAGGGCGAACCUGCAUUCUCUCUCGACCGCGCUCUCAAGGCUCACACCAUCCACGAGCGUGACUUUGAUGGCGAGCGUGGAAUCGAGUUGUCAGACCGUCCGCUUAUGAGCGACUACGACAAGAUGAAGGACAGAAAGAAGCUCGACAACCGCGAUCCUGUUGAGAUUGCCGGCGGUGAAUCUCGCUACGCCGACCUCACGAUGGCGGCCGACACUGAUGCCCACAUGAACCGAACGAGCAGCUUGCGCAAAGCAGGCGAAGGUCUCAAGAAGAGGCUGAGCUUGAGAAGAAGAAGUAAGCAUGAGGAUUAA
This is a messenger RNA of Aureobasidium uvarum, 1197 nucleotides long. The record is from the annotation of a GenBank genome assembly. Lineage: Eukaryota; Fungi; Ascomycota; Dothideomycetes; Dothideales; Saccotheciaceae.